AGCCCCAAAAUUUUCUCCUUUUCUCCCCAAAAAGAAGAUGAACUUUCCGUGUUCUUUCUUUCUCUUCACCCUUCUCCUUUUCUUUGACCUUUCUUCUGUAUCUUUAUCUUCUUCUUCACCAAUCUCCCAGCUCUUUGAUGCUUGGUGCGAGCAGCAUGGCAAGUCAUACUCAUCGGAAGAGGAGAGGUUGUAUAGACUCAGAGUCUUCGAAGACAACCAUGCCUUCGUUACUCAGCACAACGCCAUGCCCAAUUCUUCUUAUACUCUGGCUCUCAAUGCCUUCGCUGAUCUCACCCACCACGAGUUCAAGGCCUCUCGCUUAGGUCUCGCUGCUGCUGCUUCGGCAAUCGAUUUCAAUCGGCCAAAUAUUCAGAAGUUAGGCUCCGUCGGUGAUAUUCCUGCUUCCGUGGAUUGGAGGAAGGAGGGUGCAGUGACCAAUGUCAAAGAUCAAGCCAGCUGUGGUGCUUGUUGGGCAUUCUCAGCUACAGGAGCUAUAGAAGGUAUAAAUAAAAUUGUCGCCGGCUCACUUGUGAGCCUUUCAGAACAAGAGUUGAUUGAUUGUGACAAAUCUUACAACAGUGGCUGCGGUGGUGGUCUCAUGGACUAUGCAUUUCAGUUUAUCAUUGAUAACCAUGGAAUUGACACUGAAGCAGAUUACCCAUAUCAAGGCCGCGAAAAGUCCUGCAACAAGGACAGGCUGAAAAGACGCGUUGUGACAAUUGAUCGUUAUAAAGAUGUGCCGCCAAAUGAUGAACAACAACUUCUAAAAGCAGUAGCAACUCAACCUGUAAGCGUUGGCAUAUGUGGCAGUGAGAGAGCAUUUCAGCUCUACUCCAAGGGGAUAUUUACCGGUCCAUGUUCUACUAGUUUGGAUCAUGCUGUAUUAAUUGUGGGGUAUGGUUCAGAAAAUGGAAAAGACUACUGGAUUGUGAAGAACUCAUGGGGAACAAGGUGGGGAAUGAAUGGUUACAUUUACAUGCUGAGAAACAAUGGCAAUUCUCAAGGGCUCUGUGGUAUAAACAUGCUAGCUUCAUAUCCAAUCAAGAGCAGUCCGAAUCCACCUCCCUCACCUCCUCCAGGACCAACUAGGUGUGAUCUUUUCACCUACUGUAUAGAAGGGGAAACCUGCUGUUGCACAUAUCGAAUUCUUGGAAUAUGCCUUUCAUGGAAAUGCUGUGAGUUGGACUCUGCUGUGUGUUGUAAGGAUAACCUUCAUUGUUGUCCUCAUGAUUAUCCAGUCUGUGAUACUCAGAGUAACCAAUGCCUGAAGCAUGCUGGAAACACAACAGGAAUGAACUAUCUUAGGAAGAGAGGCUCUUCGGGGAAGUUAAGCAGUUGGAGGUCCAUUGUUGAGGCAUUGUUUUGAUAGAAUCUUUAUCCCAUUUGUUAGUGAGAUUUUUUGAAUACUCAUGUCGAACUUCUGAACUUGCAUUUUUUUAGCACAAAGGAAAAGGACUACACUUUUUAUCUUGAAUGAGAUCAAAUAAUGAAAGAUUGCCGUGCUAUCCAAUAGUUUUCUGAUUCAUCUCAUUUCCUCUAUGGAUUAUGGCAAAAAAACAAAAGAAUCUCAUUUAG
Rubroshorea leprosula is the source of this 1575-nucleotide messenger RNA. The record is from the annotation of a GenBank genome assembly. Lineage: Eukaryota; Viridiplantae; Streptophyta; Magnoliopsida; Malvales; Dipterocarpaceae.